Impatiens glandulifera is the source of this 1411-nucleotide messenger RNA. RefSeq names its product serine/threonine-protein phosphatase PP-X isozyme 2. Gene Ontology annotation, cellular component: cytoplasm; nucleus. Lineage: Eukaryota; Viridiplantae; Streptophyta; Magnoliopsida; Ericales; Balsaminaceae. The transcript has 8 exons. The coding region runs from base 177 to 1094 and encodes 305 amino acids. The record is from RefSeq and is a predicted model, not a curated record. Gene Ontology annotation, molecular function: protein serine/threonine phosphatase activity. Gene Ontology annotation, biological process: double-strand break repair via homologous recombination; peptidyl-serine dephosphorylation.
AAACACAAUUCUGUAUAGACGGUAUCGCCGUAGAAUCAUCAUUCAUUCUAUCGCAUCCGUCUUAGCCGUCUUAUGAUUCUUCUGUAAAAAGAAUCUCAGAGUUGAAUCGGCUGAUUACCCUUUACUCAACUCGCCUCUUCAACCAGUCUCUGUGACUCGGAGUGGUGAAGAGGAAGAUGUCCGAUCUAGACAGACAAAUAGAGCAGCUGAAGCGAUGCGAACCGCUUAAAGAGUCGGAUGUUAAGGCGCUUUGUCUUAAGGCUAUGGAAAUACUUGUUGAGGAGAGCAAUGUUCAGCGAGUUGAUGCUCCGGUUACUAUUUGCGGCGACAUCCAUGGACAGUUUUAUGACAUGAAAGAACUUUUCAAAGUUGGUGGCGACUGUCCCAAAACUAACUAUUUGUUCCUUGGAGAUUUUGUUGACAGAGGGUUUUACUCUGUUGAGACAUUCCUAUUACUGCUGGCUCUCAAGGUGAGAUAUCCAGAUAGGAUAACACUCAUUCGAGGAAACCACGAGAGUCGGCAGAUUACCCAGGUAUAUGGAUUCUACGAUGAAUGUCUCCGGAAGUAUGGAUCUGUCAAUGUUUGGAGAUACUGCACAGAUAUAUUUGAUUAUUUAAGUCUAUCGGCUAUCAUUGAAAACAAGGUUUUAUCAGUCCAUGGUGGUCUCUCUCCUUCCAUUUCUACAUUAGACCAGAUUCGCUCAAUUGAUCGGAAGCAAGAAGUACCCCAUGAUGGCGCAAUGUGUGACCUGCUGUGGUCAGAUCCAGAGGAUGCGGUUGAUGGAUGGGGUUUGAGUCCACGUGGUGCUGGGUUUCUUUUUGGUGGAAGUGUGGUGACUUCUUUUAAUCAUACGAAUAACAUCGACUAUAUUUGUCGUGCCCAUCAGUUGGUAAUGGAAGGCUACAAGUGGAUGUUCAAUAACCAGAUAGUUACUGUCUGGUCUGCUCCAAACUAUUGUUACAGGUGUGGUAAUGUGGCUGCAAUCCUCGAGUUGGAUGAGAAUCUUAACAAGAAGUUCCGCGUUUUCGAUGCAGCACCUCAGGAAUCAAGAGGAGCUCCGUUAAGGAAGCCAGCGCCAGAUUAUUUCCUAUGAGAUCAAUGAAUCCCUCUAUUCGUCUCCUAUAUAUUGCCUGAAUUGGGAUAUUUUUUGACAUGAUGAUUAUUAAGAUGCCCCGAGAGUAUAUACCGCCACUUCAGUAAUUGAUUCGUGGGUGGUGCCUCGAGUGUGAUUUUUUUAUCAUCUUCUAUCUCUUUGUAAUGAUUAGUGUGCAUUAUUAUAUCUUUCCCUGUUACAACUGACUGGUUAAUGUGAUAUAUAUGGACAAAGGUGGUCCUUGUCUAUUAAGUGGCCAAAGCAUGCGCAUCUAAAGUUGAAGUUCAUUUUGAUGUAUUUAAUGUUUGUUCACUUGA